Messenger RNA from Exaiptasia diaphana, 1714 nucleotides. RefSeq names its product nucleolar protein 58. Gene Ontology annotation, molecular function: snoRNA binding. Gene Ontology annotation, cellular component: box C/D methylation guide snoRNP complex; small-subunit processome. Bases 68 to 1459 code for a protein of 463 amino acids. The transcript has 15 exons. Lineage: Eukaryota; Metazoa; Cnidaria; Anthozoa; Actiniaria; Aiptasiidae. The record is from RefSeq and is a predicted model, not a curated record.
GUUUCAGYUUUUCCACGUGCGAGAAGUUCAGCUAGAGUUGAGUUCGUUGUGAAAACCCUCGCUAAAAAUGCUAGUUUUAUUCGAAACCCCGGCCGGAUAUGCAGUUUUYAAGCUGUUAGACGAGAAAAAACUSAAGAAUGUGGAUGAUUUGUACAAAGAAUUCGAGAGUCCUGAUGCAGCAAGCAAAGUUGUAAAGCUGAAGCAUUUUCACAAGUUUGAAGACACUACUGAAGCUCUAGCAGCAACAACGGCUGCUGUAGAGGGCAAGAUGGGUAAAGGGCUGAAGAAACUCUUGAAGAAGAUAGUUGCUAAAGAUGCCCACGAACAGCUUGCCGUUUCUGACAGUAAACUUGCAGGAACAAUCAAGGACAAGCUAAACAUUACUUGCGUAUCAACAACUGCUGUUCAAGAGUUGAUGAGAGGGAUAAGGAAUCAAAUGAACAACCUUGUAACUGCAACAACGGCUGCUGUAGAGGGAAAGAUGGGUAAAGGGCUGAAGAAACUCUUGAAGAAGAUAGUUGCUAAAGAUGCCCACGAACAGCUUGCUGUUUCUGACAGUAAACUUGCAGGAACAAUCAAGGCUUGUAAGCUGUGGGAUGUACUCAAUAGAGCAGGUACAAGGACCAAUUCAGCAGMAUGUGAUUUUUCUGAGAUUUUACCUGAGGAAGUUGAAGAAAAAUUGAAAGCUGCAGCAGAGAUWUCAAUGGGAGUAGAGAUUUCUGAUGAGGACAAAGAAAACAUCAUUUUCUUGUGCGACCAAAUAUUAGAGAUUGCAGAAUACAGAGCGCAGUUGUAUGAUUACCUCAAGAACCGCAUGACGGCAAUUGCUCCUAACUUGACUGUACUCGUUGGAGAACUUGUUGGAGCUAGACUUAUAGCCCACGCUGGGUCCCUUAUCAAUCUUGCCAAGCAUCCAUCUUCAACCGUGCAGAUAUUAGGGGCAGAGAAAGCUUUGUUUAGGUAUUGUAUCUCUCGUAUGCUGGCUGCCAAAGCUUCCCUUGCCAUCCGUGUUGAUGCUCUAGGUGAAGAUACCACCGCAGAAAUGGGUGUUGAAAACAAAGCAAAGCUGGAAUCUAGGCUCAAGAUGUUUGAAGAGGGACAGUUGAGGAAGAUUAGCGGCAGUGGGAAAUCCCAGGCAAAGUUUGAUAAGUAUGAAAAUAAAAGCCAAAUCAAAACAUACAAUCCAGAUGCUGACUCAACAAUUGGCAAAUCACCAAAGAAGCGAAAACAUUCAGAUAUGAAGUCAGAAGAGGAUGACGAGGUGAAAGAGAAAGCUGUWGAGAAAUCUSMAUCAGAAGAAGAAGAACCUUCACCAAAAAAAAGUAAAAAAGAGAAGAAAAAGAAGAAAGAAAAGCAGCGGAAAGCUGAAUCUGAUGACAGCGAUGAGGAGAAGGAAGAAAGCCCAGAAAAGAAAAAGAAGAAGAAGAAAAAGAAGCAGAAAACCGAAGAUUCUGACUAAAGCUCUGAUUUGUUUUUUGAAAUGGCUUUAAUAUUUUCCUCAAUGUAACGUGCUGCACUUUGAGUCUCCACUGUUUUUUGAAGCUUGCGCAUGUUUUCCUGGCGUUCGACUUCUGUCAUGGUCAAGGCCAUGUAUAAACCAUUCACAAUACUCUGCACUUUGUAAGGCUUGAUCUGUUGAGAAGAGACAAAAGAUUUUUGGAAUUUCUUGUUAAAAUGUGGACUUAUUUUACAUUAUAAGACAUAAAUACCUUCA